Colletotrichum destructivum is the source of this 609-nucleotide messenger RNA. RefSeq lists its product as uncharacterized. The transcript has a single exon. Lineage: Eukaryota; Fungi; Ascomycota; Sordariomycetes; Glomerellales; Glomerellaceae. The coding region runs from base 13 to 450 and encodes 145 amino acids. The record is from RefSeq and is a predicted model, not a curated record.
CCAGCGAUCCAAAUGCCUACUGGUACUCCGUUGGAGUCAAAUUCUAAUGACGAUACGGCUAGCUCGCCAGAGAGCACAUAUAUCUCAACACCAACUGCUCCAAGCCCUACCCCUCAGGCAAUUCGACCGAAACUGACCAUUCCACUAUCGACACCCCUCCAGCCAUGGCAAACCGGUAGCCCAGUACAUCACAGUUAUCAAUCCACCCGCUCGGCUCACUCCCUCCGUUCAACUGACUCAACUCAAUCGGACCCGCGGCCCCCCGAAGACAGCACUCCAUAUCCCCACAGCGGUAUUCCACGGAGCACAUAUCCUAGGAAGGGUCCAGAAGGAGAAUAUAUAGUGCGAGUGUAUCAAUCACCCACUCGCCUGUCAGACACAUCACUCCUUUCAACGACCACUCGCCAACGGAGGCUGGCUAUGUCUGGCAACCUUCAGACCGUCUUUUGAAGACACCACUGGAGUCGCAAGAACGGAACCCAGUCGCAGAGUCUGAUGAAACCAGAACGCAGACUUUUCACCUCCCGCUAUUCGCAAAAGACGAGCCAGCUAUUCCCACCCCCCCCCCCCCCUUCUCCUCCGGACGCGUUCCUCAACCUCUGUUCGUAC